This is a messenger RNA of Helianthus annuus (common sunflower), 1606 nucleotides long. Its product is annotated as probable (S)-N-methylcoclaurine 3'-hydroxylase isozyme 2. Lineage: Eukaryota; Viridiplantae; Streptophyta; Magnoliopsida; Asterales; Asteraceae. Bases 9 to 1490 code for a protein of 493 amino acids. Gene Ontology annotation, molecular function: oxidoreductase activity, acting on paired donors, with incorporation or reduction of molecular oxygen; monooxygenase activity; iron ion binding. The transcript is spliced from 2 exons. The record is from RefSeq and is a predicted model, not a curated record.
UUCACAUUAUGGAGUUCAAUCUCUUAGCGUCUCUUUUCCUUUUCGCAACAUCUCUCUUCUUGUUGUUUGUGGCUCGCAAAUAUCCAAAAUCCGUCAAUAAAAAUAUUCCACCAGGGCCACGACCAUGGCCGAUCAUUGGGAAUAUGCACCAGAUGGUCAAGAACCCUCAUAUCGUAGCUGCCAACCUCGCUAAAAAAUAUGGCCCACUCAUCUCUCUUCGCUUAGGUACCAGACUUCUUGUGGUAGCCUCUUCCCCAGAGGCAGCCAAGGAAAUUCUCAAGACUCAAGACCGUCGUCUUUCUGGUCGCUCCAUACCCGAUGCAUUUCAGCAAACUUUCAUAGACUACUACUUUGUAUGGGCUAGGGACUGCAACGAACACUGGAAAUCAUGUAGAACAUUGUGUCGAGCUGAGUUGUUCUUGGCUAAAGCGAUCGAGGCCCAAACCAACUUAAGAAAUGAAAAGUUGGCUCAUAUGCUAGAUUUCUUAAAUAACACACAAGGAAAAGUUGUGAAAAUUGAAGAAUUAGUUUUUACUACAUUGAUAAACACCUUAAGCAACAUUUUGUUUAGCAAAGAUUUUCUUGAUUUGAAAGAUGAUGAAACUGCUCACAGGUUGAAAUCUGGACUCCUUAAAAUACUAGAAAAUACUAUUACACCAAAUGUGAGUGAUUUUUUCCCCAUACUUGGGGGCCUAGAUCUUCAAGGAUUAAGGAAGGACAGCUUGUAUCAUCUUGAGGAGUUGGCUAGCUUUUCAGACGCUAUAGUUGAAGAAAGGAGAGCUCGAAUUGCCAAAAAUGUGGUCGUGGCAGACCACGAAAAAGAUUUCUUGGAUCGUUUGCUUGAAAAUAAUUUCACGACUUCUCAGAUUAACAUAUUGGUUACUGAAUUAUUUAUAGCAGGUGUAGAUACUGUGGUAACAACCAUUGAGUGGGCUAUGGCCGAAUUGUUAAAGAACCAAAAUAUCAUGCACAAAGUAAAAGAUGAGCUAAAAAGAGAAGUCAAUUAUAGCACUAUCAUGACAUCCGACCUUUCUAAAUUGACUUAUUUCAAUGCUUGUAUCAAAGAAACUUUAAGAUUGCAUCCUGUUGUCCCCGUCCUAAUUCCUCGACGUGCCAUUGAAGCGUGUGUAGUUAUGAACUAUACAAUUCCUCAAAAUGCUCAAGUGUGGGUGAACGUUUGGGCAAUUAGUCAUGACCCAACAGUUUGGGAAGACCCGAAUACUUUUAAACCCGAAAGGUUUCUUGGCUCAAACAUUGAUUUUGCAGGCCGUGACUAUGAGUUCAUACCCUUUGGUGGUGGGAGGAGGAUGUGUCCUGGUUUACCGUCCGCUGUUAAGAGUUUGCAGUCCAUAUUAGGAUCUUUGAUUCUUGGAUAUGAUUGGACUCUUCCAAAUGAUGAGGAUCCAGCAAAACUUGACAUGACUGAAAAAUUUGGUGUGACUUUACAAAAAGAAAAUCCUCUUCAACUUAUCUUCAACCGUACAGAAUAACCACCCAGUUAAUAAACAUCUAGUUUUUGAGUUUAUGCAUUAUAUAUGUGCUUUGUAUUUUCAAUAAUAUAUCUUUCAGUAUUGUCUUGCCUAAAUAAGUAACCUAUUGUUAUGUA